AUGGCCAAAGACGACGACUUCGUCCUCACACUCUCGGACGACGAGAACGAGCCUCGUUUCGAAGAAGAUGACGACAAUGAAAUGCAGGAUGCCAAGGCUGCGACAGACAACAAAAAGCGCAAGCGCGAAGUCGAUACCGCCAAGCCCAAGAACAAGAAGCAGAAGCAGCUUGAAAAGCAGCAAUUGAAGAGCGCCAAGAAGAACAAGAAGAAUGCUCAGCCCGAGCCCGAGCCCGAGGACAAGGCUGCGGAUGCGACAGAAGAUGACGGUGUCUUGAACCCCGAGUUUGAGUUCGAUGUCGCCGGUGCGGCUAAUCGUGGUGUCACCGAAGGCUUCGACGGCUGGGGUCUUGAGGACAGCGAGCAGAAAAAAUCAGGCGACAAGAAGGCUGUCGAUAUCGAUGACAUUAUCGAACGGAGGCAGGCGAAGAAGGCAGAGGCCGCUGCUAAGAAGCAGAAGAAGAUGGCUGCCCGCGGGGAGGUGGAGAGCGCAUCUGAGGAGGACGCCGACGCCGCAUCUGGCGACGAAAUGCCCGUGGACUUCGAGGAUGACGAGCUCAUGGCUGACGAUGCCUUUGGUAUGGGCGCGGAGGGCGCGGAGGAGAGUGAGGCUAGCGAGGCUGAAGGCCCCGAGCCUGGCUCUGGAGACGAGGGCUCUGAUGAUGAGGAUGCGGAGGGCAAUGAGGAUUCCGACGACGACGCUGCAUCUGACAAUGACUCUGUCGCUACACCCGUUGGUCACCCCGACGACCACGGGUCAGACGCAGGUUCCGACGCGGAGAGCGAGGUUGACGAGGAAGAGGCCGAGAAGCGCAAGGCCUUCUUCGCCCCCGAAGAGAAGACCGAUACCAAGGCCAGCCUGGCCAAGAUGACUUUCCAAGAGUUCAACCUUUCUCGUCCAAUUCUUCGAGGUCUGGCUGCAGUUGGAUUCACAGACCCCACACCCAUUCAGCGCAAGGCUGUUCCUGUUGCUUUACUGGGCAAGGACAUUGUCGGUAGUGCCGUGACUGGUUCCGGAAAGACCGCAGCCUUCGUCGUUCCUAUUCUGGAGCGUCUUCUCUUCCGCCCUCGCAAGACUCCCACGAGUCGUGUUGUGAUCCUGAUGCCCACUCAGUUUGUCCGUCUUCGUCCAGGACGGGAGGACAAGAGAAUUGGAUAUUUGCUGCACCUGUGCAAGGAUGUUUACACCAAGCGCGUCAUUAUCUUCUUCCGACAAAAGAAGGAGGCUCACCGCAUUCGCAUUAUCUUCGGUCUACUGGGCCUCAAGGCAGCAGAGCUACACGGUAGUCUGAGCCAAGAACAGGCUGUCGCCGACAGCUGGGCCCAGAAGGCCGAGGACAUGGCCGAUGAGGUGGCGGAGGUCCUGCAAGAAGAGAAGACCGAGAAGCAAUUCUCCCAGGCUGAGAUGCAGUUCACCAAGGGUGAGAACCUGAUGAAGCACGGGCACGAGAUCAUGUCUCGACCCAAGCGUACAUGGUUCGAGACGGAGAAGGACAAGAAGGUUGCUCGCAAGCUGGGUGCUGUGGAAUUGAACGGUCCUAAUGUCAAGAAAAGCAAUGUCAAGCUCAGCAACAAGGACAAGAAGCGUCUUGACGAUGCCAAUGAUCGCCACGAAGGCAAAAUCGGGUGGAAGAAGGGCAAGGGUGACGCGGAUUUCGCCAAGGCACCGAAGAGCAAAAGCAAGCCUAAGGGCAAGGGUGGUCCCAAGGGGAAAAAAUGA
This is a messenger RNA of Penicillium brevicompactum, 1719 nucleotides long. RefSeq names its product putative ATP-dependent RNA helicase DRS1 (gene drs1). The record is from RefSeq and is a predicted model, not a curated record. NCBI's taxonomy places the organism in Eukaryota, Fungi, Ascomycota, Eurotiomycetes, Eurotiales, Aspergillaceae. The transcript has 4 exons. The coding region runs from base 1 to 1719 and encodes 572 amino acids. Gene Ontology annotation, molecular function: nucleic acid binding; RNA helicase activity; ATP binding.